AGAACCAGAGGAGAGGGGAGGGAGGGCUUGAAAACGCCCUAGUGCCUUCUAACACCCCCCUCCUUCCUAAAAUAAAACAUUCAAAAGAUUAUCAUUAGAGGAACCAUGGCGCCUGGAGUUGGAUUGUCCGAGUUUUCACGUCCAAAGUUCAAAGAAGUUUGAGGAGCUCCGGUUUGGAUUGAUCAGAUUUAUUCAGGACUUGUUGUUUGGGGGGGAAGAGAUACAGAGAUACAGAGGAAAAAAGAUCCUUGUCUCUAGGCCAAAGAGCAGCUAAGUUGUUUUUUUUUAAUGCAGACUUGAAGCAGGACAGACGGAUCCCGGCUGAAGGAUCUAAUAACAUUAUCAGAUCUGCUGUAGGAUAUGUUCUAACCAUGUCGCUGGGAGCGGAAAGCAGGAUGGAGAAGCGGUUAAAGAAACUGGAGGCCAUGAUCAGAGACCCGCGCUCUGCUAUCAACCUGGAAAGUUUGCUGGACUCUAUGAAUGCACUGGUUUUAGAUCUGAACUUCCCUGCAUUACGCAAGAACAAGAACAUCGAAACCUUCCUGAACAGAUAUGAGACAGUAAUGGGUGAAGUCAGGGAUUUGCAGAUGAAGCCAGAAGAUUUUGACAAAGUGAAGGUGAUUGGCAGAGGAGCGUUUGGAGAAGUGCAACUGGUGAGACACAGGGCAUCUCAGAAGGUGUACGCGAUGAAGUUAUUGAGCAAGUUUGAGAUGAUUAAGCGCUCAGACUCAGCUUUCUUCUGGGAGGAGAGAGACAUCAUGGCCUUCGCCCACAGUCCCUGGGUCGUACAGCUGUGCUGUGCGUUUCAGGACGACCGCUUCCUCUACAUGGUAAUGGAGUACAUGCCAGGUGGAGACCUGGUGAACCUCACCAGUACGUACGACGUUCCUGAAAAAUGGGCCAAAUUCUACACGUCCGAAGUGGUCAUGGCUUUAGACGCCAUCCACUCUAUGGGCUUCAUCCACCGUGAUGUCAAACCUGACAACAUGCUGCUCGACCGCAAUGGCCACCUCAAACUCGCCGACUUCGGCACCUGCAUGAAGAUGGACUCGACGGGCAUGGUGCACUGUGACACGGCGGUUGGUACUCCUGAUUACAUCUCUCCCGAGGUGCUGAAAUCACAGGGCGGGGACGGGUACUACGGGCGCGAGUGUGACUGGUGGUCUGUGGGAGUGUUUAUCUUCGAGAUGCUCGUAGGUGACACCCCGUUCUAUGCUGACUCUCUGGUUGGUACCUACAGUAAGAUCAUGGACCACAAGAAUUCACUCAACUUCCCUGAUGAUGUUGAGAUCUCCAAAGAGGCCAAAAGUAUCAUCUGUGCAUUUCUUACUGACAGGGAGGUACGUUUAGGGCGGAAUGGCGUAGAGGAAAUAAAAAAACACCCCUUUUUCAAAAAUGACCAGUGGACCUUUGAUACCAUCCGAGACACUGUGGCUCCCGUUGUACCAGAGCUGAGCAGUGACAUUGAUACAAGUAAUUUUGAUGAAAUCGAGGACGAUAAGGGUGAUGUGGAGACGUUUCCACUGCCUAAAGCUUUCGUUGGAAACCAGCUACCCUUCGUUGGCUUCACUUAUUUCAAAGAGGACCAGUUGCUGAUUGCUUCCAAUAGUUCUGCACAGAGUACCACAUCCACCAAGGGCGAGGACAGUGCUGAGCUUCAGAAGAAGUUACACUGUCUGGAGGAACAGCUGAAUAAUGAAAUGCAGGCUAAAGAUGAUAUAGAACACAAGUACAGAACCAGCAGUGCCCGACUCGACAAGAUCACCAAAGAGCUGGAGGAAGAGAUGAACAGUAGGAAAGCUCUGGAAUCAUCCCUCAGACAGUUGGAACGAGAGAAAGCUCUGCUGCAGCACAAGAGUGUGGAAAGUCACCGGAAAGCCGAGAACGAAGCAGAUCGAAAACGCUGCCUCGAAAAUGAAGUGAACAGUUUGAGGGAUCAGCUGGAGGAGAUGAAAAAGAGAAACCAGAACUCACACAUUUCCAAUGAGAAGAACAUCCACCUUCAGAGACAGCUAGAUGAAGCGAACACUCUGCUCCGAGCUGAAUCAGAAGCAGCGAACAGGUUGAGGAAGUCCCAGACGGACAGCAGUAAACAGCUGCAGCAGUUAGAAGCUCAUGUACGGGAGCUGCAGGAUAAAUGCUGUGUACUGGAGAACAGUAAACUCACGCUGGAGAAAGAAAACAUCAACCUGCAAGCAGCACUCGAUACCGAGAAACGAGAGCACGCCCAUCGGUCUGAAACCAUCAAUGACCUGCAGGCGCGUCUCUCUGGUCUGGAGGACGAGGUGAAGCAGGGCAGACUUGCUCUGUCCAAAGCUGAAGCCGAAAAGAGAAAACUACAGGACAAACUCACCGACUUGGAGAAGGAGAAGAGCAACCAUGAGAUUGACAUGACAUAUAAGCUGAAGGUGCUGCAGCAGAGUUUGGAACAGGAGGAAGCUUCUCAUAAAGCUACAAAAACUCGCCUCGCUGAUAAAAACAAGAUCAGCGAAUCCAUCGAGGGAGCCAAGAGUGAAGCAGUGAAGGACCUGGAGCAGAAGCUGCAGUCGGAACACAGUAUGAAGAUGCAGGUGGAGAACCGGUUGCUGGAGCUGGAGAAACACAACUCCAUGCUGGACUGUGACUACAAACAAGCUCUGCAGAAACUUGAGGAACUGCGACGACACAAGGAUCACCUGACUGAAGAGGUGAAGAACCUGUCUCUGAAGAUCGAGCAGGAGAUGCAGAAGCGCUCUCUGACCCAGAACGACCUGAAGGUUCAGAACCAGCAGCUCAGCACUUUAAAAACAUCGGAGAAACAGCUCAAACAGGAAAUCAAUCAUCUGUUGGAUAUCAAGCGCACCCUGGAGAAACAGAACAUGGAGCUACGCAAGGAACGACAGGACUCAGAUGGUCAGAUGAAGGAGCUGCAGGACCAGCUGGAGGCUGAGCAGUAUUUCUCAACACUUUAUAAGACUCAGGUGAGGGAGUUAAAGGAGGAGUGUGAGGAGAGGAACAAGCUUUAUAAAGACAUGCAGCAGAACCUGCAGGAGCUACAGGAGGAGAGGGAUUCUCUGGCCGCUCAGUUGGAGAUCACCUUGACGAAAGCAGAUUCAGAGCAGCUAGCACGUUCGAUAGCGGAGGAGCAGUACUCUGAUCUGGAAAAGGAGAAGAUCAUGAAGGAGCUGGAGAUUAAAGAGAUGAUGGCCAGACACAGACAGGAACUCUCAGAUAAGGACACCACCAUCAGCUUGUUGGAGGAAGCUAACCGCACACUAACCAGUGAUGUAGCAAACCUGGCUAACGAGAAGGAGGAGCUCAACAACAAGCUGAAGGAGGCACUGGAUGACUUUAGGAAGCUGAAGGAUGAGGAACAGUCCAUCUCACAGAUGAAACUGGCUUAUGAAAAGCAACUCCAGUCAGAGCGAACCCUCAAAACUCAGGCUGUGAACAAGCUGGCUGAGAUCAUGAACAGGAAGGAUCUGAGCCGCAACGGCAGUCGUCGUGGAAAUGACACUGAUGUAAAGAGGAAGGAGAAGGAGAACAGGAAGUUGCAGCUGGAGCUACGAUCAGAACGGGAGAAGCUCAACAGCACCAUCAUCAAAUACCAACGAGAAAUCAACGAAAUGCAGGCGCAACUAGCGGAUGAGUCGGUGAUGAGAGUAGAGCUGCAGAUGGCUUUGGACAGUAAAGACAGUGAUAUUGAGCAGCUCCGUGGCCUCCUCAACUCCCUCAACGUUCACUCCCUUGAUUCAGCCAGCAUGAGCAGCGGCCCCGACUUCGAAACCGACGAAUCGCUACCAGAAACCAGAUUAGAGGGCUGGCUGUCACUUCCUGUGAGGAACAACACCAAACGUUUUGGCUGGGAGAGAAAGUAUGUGGUGGUGAGCAGUAAGAAGAUCCUGUUCUACAACAGUGAGCAGGAUAAAGAACACUCCAACCCGUACAUGGUGUUAGACAUAGAUAAACUCUUCCACGUUCGCUCCGUCACGCAGACGGAUGUGUACCGUGCAGACGCUAAAGAGAUUCCCCGGAUAUUCCAGAUCCUUUAUGCGAACGAGGGUGAGAGUAAAAAGGAACAGGAAGUAGAGCCUUUGCCUAUUGGUGAGAAGUCCAGCUACAUCUGCCAUAAGGGACAUGAGUUCAUUCCCACGCUGUACCACUUUCCCACCACUUGUGAAGCCUGCACCAAACCUCUGUGGAACAUGUUCAAGCCUCCUCCGGCCCUUGAGUGCCGCCGCUGCCACAUCAAGUGCCACAAAGACCAUAUGGACAAAAAAGAGGAGGUCAUUGCGCCGUGUAAAGUGAACUACGACGUGUCCACGGCCAAGAACCUGCUGCUGCUGGCCACGUCUCAGGAGGAACAGCAGAAGUGGGUUAGCAGACUUGUUAAGAAGAUCCCUAAAAAGCCCCCAGGCCCCGAGUGGAGCCACCGUUCGUCCCCUCGCGUUCCCACAAAAGUCCAGGCCAGUCAGAGUCUGAGGAGAGCCAGCCGCCAGUUACAAACCGGGAAAACCAGGAUUGUGCAAAACUCAGCGGAUCCCACAGCGCCCCCUCCAGGCAGGGAGAAAUUCAUCUUCCACAAAGGUCAUGUGUUUUUGCCCAUUCUCUACCACUUCCCCACCACAUGUGAAGCCUGCGCUAAACCCCUAUGGAACAUGAUCAAACCUCCCUUGGCACUGGAGUGCCAACGGUGCCAGAUCAAGUGCCACAAAGAACACAUGGACAGGAAAGAGGAGGUUCUCAUGGCAUGUAACCCGGCCAAAUUCAACCCCGAGUUGGCCACUGGGUAA
This is a messenger RNA of Trichomycterus rosablanca, 4772 nucleotides long. It is a transcript of the gene rock2a, whose product is annotated as rho-associated, coiled-coil containing protein kinase 2a. Gene Ontology annotation, cellular component: cytoplasm; cytoskeleton. The coding region runs from base 372 to 4772 and encodes 1466 amino acids. NCBI's taxonomy places the organism in Eukaryota, Metazoa, Chordata, Actinopteri, Siluriformes, Trichomycteridae. The transcript has 32 exons. Gene Ontology annotation, molecular function: Rho-dependent protein serine/threonine kinase activity; small GTPase binding; ATP binding. The record is from RefSeq and is a predicted model, not a curated record. Gene Ontology annotation, biological process: actomyosin structure organization; regulation of cell junction assembly; smooth muscle contraction.